GGUCGUUCAAUAGAAGAAAAAGAAAUUCCCUCUACGUAACUGUGACUCUCCUCAUUGUGUCAGUAUUAAUUCUAACGGUGGGCCUAGCUGCUACAACAAGAACCCAAAAUGUGACUGUUGGAGGUUAUUACCCAGGGGUUAUUCUUGGUUUUGGGUCGUUUCUUGGAAUAAUUGGAUCAAACUUGAUAGAAAACAAAAGGCAAAUGCUGGUUGCAUCGAUCGUCUUCAUCAGCUUUGGCGUUAUCGCUGCGUUCUGCUGUGCCAUAGUAGAUGGUGUCUUUGCUGCCAGACACAUAGAUCUGAGGCCGCUGUACGCAGGGCGGUGUCAAUACUACUCCAAGAGUACCACCCCACCAGAGGUGAGAGUAGUCUGUCACCCACAGCGCCGUGCACCGUGCACGCCGAAAAUAAAAACCAACACCUGCUUCUGCUGUGACCUGUACAACUGUGGAAACAGAGUAGAGAUUUCUGGAGGUUACUAUGAAUACAUUGAUGUCAGCAGCUGCCAGGACAUCAUCCACCUUUACCACUUGCUUUGGUCGGCAACGAUUCUGAACAUAGUGGGGCUGUUCCUAGGGAUCAUUACAGCGGCCAUACUUGGAGGCUUUAAAGACAUGACUCCUUCCCUCCCUACGCUGAAUUGUACGGUUGAAAAUGCACACCCUUCAGUGUCCUACUACUCAAGGCCACAGGUGACAUCUUACAACACCUGCUACCACAGCACUCCUCACCUGCCUCCCUACUCUGCGUACGACUUUCAGCAUUCCAGCAUGUUUCCAGCCUCUACUCCUUCUGGCCUCUCGGAUGACCCCCAGUCAAUGUCGCCAUCUCCCAGCUAUAUGUGGUCCUCUAAUGCGCCACCUCGUUACUCGCCACCGUAUUUUCCACCUUUUGAAAAGCCACCACCUUAUACACCGUGAAGAACAUGCAAAAGAAAAAAAUAAGUUGCUAUUGAAAUAAUUGUGAACAUUUUGUAUUGAUAUUUUACUGUGGGAGGGAGCAGAAUAGAUAUAGAAGAUAAUUGCAAAUACAAAUAUUUGAUUGGACUGUUCUUUCUUGCGAGACUUAUUUCAGAGGUUAAACAGUGGAGCAUGAGGAAGGGGAUGUGCGGCUGAUGUUUUGCAGUGUCGGUGAGCAGCAGGUGACCUAAAUUCCAGCCUCCUUGUUUUACUGUGAGGUUCAUGUAGUCCUUGG
Mesitornis unicolor (brown roatelo) is the source of this 1194-nucleotide messenger RNA. It is a transcript of the gene TMEM255A, whose product is annotated as transmembrane protein 255A. NCBI's taxonomy places the organism in Eukaryota, Metazoa, Chordata, Aves, Mesitornithiformes, Mesitornithidae. The annotation marks the transcript as partial. The record is from RefSeq and is a predicted model, not a curated record. The transcript has 8 exons.